UUUCCCUAUUGUCUUUCUUUUUAAUCUUCUUUCACAUAUUAAUUUUUAAAAAAGAAACACAAUGGCAUUUUAUAACCAAGUUUUUCUUGUCAUUGCCAUUUUUUUAUUCCUUACAACCCUCCCAUCUAAGGCAUACAAUAUCCCUAAAUCCAAUGCACCUUCCCCUUCUCCAUCCAAAUCGUCCCCGUCCCAGUCCUCAUCCUCGUCCUAUAAAAAAACCAUUGAAAUUCCGAAAAAGACUCCUAUCGACUCAAAUGGAAAUGUAUCCAUAUUUAUCAACUCCGCGAUGGAUGCAACAAUGGCCAAGACGCAGGAAUUCAUCACCACCAAAAUUGAACAACGUUUAAAGGACUCGAAAAAGGGCACGUACGCCACGGAUUGUCUUAAGACAUGCAAAGAGGUGUAUGAACUUGCAGUGGAUGCAAUGAAGAAGACUGAAGAAGAUGUCAAAGCAAAAUACUAUAACACAGCCCAUGUUGAUCUUAGUGCAAUGAUGACAUUUAUUGAUACUUGUAAUGAUUGUGCAAUUUCUAUAUAUGGAGAUAACUCUGAAUUUAAGGAAUUUUAUAAUUGGAUAAGAGGGGUUAGUGGUGAUUGCAUUACGAAGAUCCUUCCCCUAACCAAAUAAAUUCAACUGUGUCAAAAAGAUGGUAAACAACAAAUUAUGGUAAUUGACACAAAUAUUUCAAGAACUUGGUGAUGAAAUCUUGUAACAUACACCAUUUGGAAUAAAGCAACACUAUAUAAUAGUGUUUGGAUC
Capsicum annuum is the source of this 760-nucleotide messenger RNA. RefSeq lists its product as uncharacterized. Bases 62 to 628 code for a protein of 188 amino acids. The transcript has a single exon. Lineage: Eukaryota; Viridiplantae; Streptophyta; Magnoliopsida; Solanales; Solanaceae. The record is from RefSeq and is a predicted model, not a curated record. Gene Ontology annotation, molecular function: enzyme inhibitor activity.